AACAAUGCAAGUUUUGAAUGCGUGGAUGGGUUUCUGUACUGUACAAUGAGCGCUAGUCAGUCAUAAUUGAAGCAUUGUUUUGGUGUUUAUAAAAUAUUUUGCGAGUGUGAUACUAAUAGUGCGUGACAGUUCGUCAAACAAAUGAUUACAAAUCUGGUUUGGCUUUGUGGAUAGUAUACUGCAGUUAUCAUUGGAUUCUUUUCAUAAAUUGGAUUACUCUAGAAGGAACGUGAAUUCGUAAUUGGAUAUUUACGCCAGUUUUAAUUGUGUUGGUAAAGUUGGCUGUGAAGCCGAAUAUAGGAAGCGAUGACUGGCCGAAAGUCUGGCGAGCCUCCCGUUGCUUGGACACUGCUGGUGAUGCGGGUGAUAUACUUUUCUCAUUUGAUGCUAUCAUCUUCGCUUUUAGUUCACGGAGAGCCAUACAUGUCUACAGUUAGCCGAGGUUUCACAAGCACAGAGAUUGUUCAACCUUUCUUUGAAUGUUACAGGAGUGCCCCUGAUUUACAAGCAUCCGUUUCUAUCGGGCGAUAUGUCUAUACAUACAAUAAUAUUCAAAACCCAGCUAAUGCUAAUCCACCACAAAGUAUGCCCUUCAUGGCUGGUAAUCCUUCAAUUCAAGUAUACAGAGUAAACCUAAAUACAAGUCAACACAGGUCAUACGGUGUCUUUUACUGCGCUUCAUCACUUAAUGGAGAGUACUCAGCAGUACCAACUAUCUUUGUUAGAUCUGAUGCUAAGUUUGUGCCCACUUCUGGAAGGUUCUCAAAGACAGUUAACAAGGGAGAUGUGAAUGUGACUGUUGAUUUUACUGAGGUUACUCCGAGUAACACUAUCAAGAACUGGCGGUUCAAUGGGACAGCAUCCUCCCUCGAUACCUUUUCUCAGGAUACAAUUUUUGAAGAUUUAUCUGUGUAUACAAUAGAUGGAGAGGUAAACACCUCUUAUGAGGGUGUGUAUGAGCUUCAUUUGAUGGGUGAGAGAGGGCUGGCAAGAGCUGGAUUGUUUCGAUUGAUUGUCAGAGCAUGCCCGGCUGGUCGUUAUGAUGAAUCUAGAGGAUGUACACAGCAAUGUCCAUCAUGUUAUAAUGGAGGAAUAUGUCAUGAUCAGACAGGGGAGUGUAUCUGCCCUCCAGGCUUUCAGGGAAAUUACUGUGAAAUGGCUUGUGGUGGGAAUCGCUUUGGUCGUAACUGCGAGUACCGAUGUGACUAUGAUCUUUCAGAUGAUAAGACGGCUUGUAUUGGGCUCCAGGUCUGUGUGCCAGACCCCUAUGGAUGCUCUUGUACACCAGGAUAUAAAGGAUUGGACUGUACUACAGAAUGUGACAUCGGAGAGUUUGGAGCUAGCUGUAGCGAGACAUGCCAUUGUGUAUCUGGUGAAUGCGAUCGGUUUACUGGUGUCUGUUCAGGAAGCUCUUCUGAUUGCCAACAAGGAUGGACGGGGACCAAUUGUCAAGAAUGUAUGAUUGGUAGAUAUGGGCCUAAUUGUGAACCUCUCACUCUUGAACAUGAGAAAACCAACAAGGGACAAUACUCCAAUUUCUUCUGUUGCCCAGAAGGUCAGAAUUACCUCUCUACAGCAACUCCUUUGGUCUAUCUCUACCGGAAAUAUGGCAGUGGGAAUUAUACAGAAGAAAAAAUUACGUCAUUAGAAGUUGCCCCAAGUGGAAAGUUUGCAUUUCUUGUUCUUGAUGUGAAAGUUGGAGAAUUAUUUUACUGCUCCCUCUCUGAUGUAAACAACUUCUGGAGUGAGACCGUCACUGCUGAUGGAGAAUUUACCCAGCCUGAGCUCCCAAGCCCCCCUGUUGUAAGUAGCACAACCAAUGAAUCCAUCACACUGAUGUGGGAUGCUUGGGAUGCCUCUACGGAUGUAGGAGAUCCUCCUCUUGAAAGAUACCGUAUCUAUUACAGGCUGGACAACUCACAGGAAGAGGAACAAGAAGUAGCCCCAAGGUCUGAUCGUCUAGCUCCAUCUGAGACCGUGACUGGUCUAAGUCCCGAUACAGACUAUGUGUUCGCUGUAGUAGCGGUUAGACCAGGUGUAGGGGGUGGGGGACCUCGUUUGGAGGUCCUAGGCACAACGCAGUGCUCGCCUCCUGUUGAGGGACCAACAUCUAUUAACGUCACUAAUGGAACAUCUCCUGGAGAAUAUUUGGUUUCUUGGGAGAAUCCACCUUCCAAUGUUUCAUCCUGUCGGAGUGGUCUCGGUGGAAUCAGGAUCUACUUUACUCGAUCCGAUAUCCCGUCUGGUUUGUCAAAGAGGGCAGCAGAAAAUCCCAUUGAUAUUCCAUUUAAUUCUUCGGUGUCUGACUACACGUUGACCCUUGAACCUUACUCACAGUACGUCAUUCAGGUGGUAGUCUAUAAUAAAGACUCUGAGACGCCAAGAGGAGAGGGAUUUUCAGUGGUAACAAUGGAACAGCUUGCCCCAGCACCCAUCGUAAACAUUGAAUCAACCGCAGAAUCUGUAACCAUCCGCUGGGAUGCUGCAAGUCCGGCCCACCUCAAUGGUAACGUACAGGGCUACCAGAUCAGAUACAUGCAAACUGAACCAGAACCUCUCCCACCAGAAACAGUUCCCAUACAAACCAGUCAACUGACAGAUAAUGAGUAUGUCAUUACUGAGGGAGUGACAAAAGACACUCAAUUUGACAUUCAGGUUCAAGUUUUGAAUGGAGCUGGAUAUGGUGAAUGGUCAUCUGUCUUAACCUCGCCUAUUCCAGUUACGAGCCCUGAGACCAAUGUUGCCUUAAUCGCUGGCGUGGUGAUAGGUGUGAUUGUUGUUAUUCUUCUUAUCUUACUUCUAAUCAUGCUUUUACGAGCAAGCAAAAGAAAGAGAGGAGAAAAGAUUGGUGUGAUCAGUUCUAGUGAGCUUGUUGAUAAUGUUCUCUAUGAGGCCAGUCCAUCACCCCCUAAUGAGAAUGGCAAUGCUACUGCCCGUACCCCAGACAAGCCAAUAGUCCGUGACCCAGCCGAGACCGAGUAUGCCUAUAUCAGCCAUGAGCGCAACUCUCUCCUAAAUGACGACCUAAACAAUCUCGACUUGACUAUCAAGAAAGAUACAACCUACGAUGUUGCCAUGGAGAAACCGUUGCCAUCAAACGGCAAGAGUCAGACGCUUCCAUUACUAACGGGAGACCUCACUUUAGAGGCUCUGAAUGCUCUUUACGCUAAACCUGAUAAGCGUUCUGAUGUGGUGUCUGUUCCUGCCGUGUCCCCUACGGUAAAGGAAGCCGGGACGGAUACACUGGAUGGAGAGCUCUAUGAAAACGUUAACCUUCCUGGAUGUAUCGCAGUGGCUAACCUUGUUGAACACGUUGAAAAGAAGAAAGAACAAGAAGAAGAUGGAUUCUCGCAUGAAUUUAGUUUAUUGUCAUCAGAUGAAGGCAUUCCUAGGAUCGUUGCUUUGAAACCAGAAAACAAAACCAAGAAUCGGUUCAAAAACAUUGUGGCAUUUGAUCAUUCUAGAGUUGUCCUGGAAAAGCUGAAAGAUGAUCCUCACUCAGAUUACUACAAUGCUAAUUUCAUCAAGGAUGAUAAGGGGAAGAAGGCAUUCAUUGCUUCUCAAGCCCCCAAUAUGGCAAGCAUCAAUGAUUUCUGGCGACUCAUUUGGCAGGAGAAUGUUUGUUCUGUUGUCAUGGUAACAAACACUAUAGAGGGAGGCAAGGAUCGGUGCACAGUAUACUGGCCGAAGGCUAUGGGAGACAGCAUGACGUUUGGUGACAUCGAGGUGAAAUUAAGAACAAUAGAAGAGUUCUCUGAUCACGUACACAGAGUCAUGGAUGUUAAACAGGUGAGUGGGGGUGAAACCCGAUCCGUCCAUCAGUUCCACUACCAGUCCUGGCCAGAUAUGGGUGUUCCACAGUAUCCUACCACACUCAUCAGUUUCACUCAAGCUGUCAAACACGUCCAUGAGAAGAUCACUGCCAACACCAAGGGAUCUACUCCAAUGCUUGUCCACUGCAGUGCUGGUGUCGGAAGGACAGGAACUUUCAUCUCACUCUACUGCAUGCUGGGAAAGAUCAAAGAAAAUAACCAUAUCAACAUCUUUGCUUUCAUUCAGAAUAUGAGAAAAGAUAGACCAUAUAUGGUUCAAACUGCUGACCAGUACAUUCUAAUCCAUACUGCCCUCGUUGAGGCCUACAUGAGUGGCAAUACAGAUAUCCCUGUGGCCCAUUUUGAAGCAAAGCUUUCCUCACUGAAGGAAAGGAAUCCAGUCACUCAGAAACUCAACAUUGAACAAGAAUUUGAGAUCUUGAACCAACUCACCCCUCCUGCCGGACCACAAGCCUUCAAAGCUGCUGCUCAACCUGCUAACAUCGACAAGAACCGCUUCCCAAACAUUCUUCCAAUGGAAAAGAACAGACCAUGUUUGGUGACAAAGGGGGAAGCAGGAAGCACAGAUUACAUCAAUGCUUCUUUCCUUAAUACAUUCAUGAAGAAGGAUGUGUUCAUAGCAACUCAGAUGCCUCUCCCUCAUACUACCGGUGAUAUGUGGAGAAUGGUCUAUGAUUGGAGAUGUCCUGCCAUCGUUAUGCUCAAUGAACUGGACCUCGAAGAUAAGUCAUGUGCUCAAUACUGGCCGAAUCAAGACUCGGUUGAAUUUGGUCCUCUCAAGGUCACCAUAGUAUCAGCUGAGACUAUCCGAAGUGAUUACGUCAUGAGAAAGUUUGAGAUCAAAGGACCACGGAAAGGGGUCCUUACGGUAAAGCAGUUUCAUUUGUUUGGUUGGGAUCAUAACCAAUCAAGACCGACAUCAUUAACACCUAUCCUUAAUCUGGUCGAUGCUGUAAGUGAGUGUGUUAGGACAUCACAGGCGUCCGGUCCUAUUGUCUUACACUGCAUCAAUGGUAUUGGUAGGAGUGGUGUGUUUGCUGCUAUUUAUUCAGCAGCUGAGAAGAUGAUAACAGAUAGCUCUGUUGAUAUCUUCCAAGCAGUCAAGAGAUUACGCGCAAAUCGACCAAGUAUGAUCGAAUCAGCGGAACAGUACAGGAUCUGUUAUGAUGGCAUCGCGGAGUAUAUGAAGAAGUUUGAUGAGUAUGCAAACCUGGAUAUGUGAAGAGACUCGUUUUCCUUGCAGUAGAUUGCUUCCAUGAUGCCAAAUCUCAACCAUUAAAAAUAUUAUUUACCAUAUGACUUUACUUCAAUAGUGAAAAGUGAAAAAAAUGCCUAAAAAUGCAACCAAUGGUGGUUUCAGGUUUUUUUGUUGGAGGGGGGGGGGGUGUGAAGAGGAAUGAAGACUGAAAGGUGAACUUUACCUUUAAUGUAAAAAAAGUAUUAUGGUAUUCUAUCGCCAUUGUUUUACCUAUAAGAGGAAAAAAUCAGUUUAAAAAGAGAGGAGGUUUGAACGUGGGAGUUAAAUUUCGGAAAUGUCACAUAAUUCUAUGAGUGGUUUGGGGCUCAUUUAAUUUCUAAAAUAUUGUGCAAUUAUUUUAUCCAAAAGAUGAAUGACCUUUAAAAAAGUUUUAUUAAAAACAUGGUUUUGUCAAUAAAAACUUUGGGCAGCUGAAAUCAUCUUGGGACAGUACCUGAACUACUGAUGAUAUACUUCAAGGACCAAUCCACUUCCUUAUUUCUUCAUCUCUCUGUUCUCUUUCUCUCUCCCUUGCUCUUUUCUCUCUCUCCUUUUAAAUGACUAUUUGUUUGUUUUUCUUCCUUUACCUCUUUUUUUCUCUUAACCCACAUUACUUGAAAACUUAGGGGAAGGAGGAAAGCCCCAAGUCCUGAGUUUCUGUAGCGCAUGUAACUUUUUUUUUCAGUGUAUACAAUCGCCCUUAUUCUGAAAUCAGAUUUAACUUAGACCAUGGUCUAACUCUGUGCUAAAAUUAUGGUUAGCCAAAAAUUCUGUUUAUAUUAUUUAUUUGUUGUGUUUACCAUUUUGUUUCCUUUUGAUUUUAUACUGAGGAUAAGUAUACAAAUCACUCUAUAACUGUGCCCCCAAAUACUUGUCUGAUUGUUUAGAAAUUUAUGUUCCAGGUAAAAGAACUCGAUUCUCUGAAGACCCACUUAAAUUAACAUAUCCAACUAAAAGAAAACAGACUGGAGACAGAACAUUCACCGUUGCACCCUCAGUGGAAUGGAACAACCUCCCUCUUGCAAUAAGACAAUCUCCAACAAUCAAGUCCCUUAAAACUCUCUUGUUCUAGGCAACUGCCUUCAUGUCAUUAUGAUUUUUGUUUGUAGAAAUAUGUUACUGAUAUUGUGAGUUCUUUGGGCCAUUUGGGAAAAGCGCGUUAUAAAUAUUGAGUAUUAUUAUUAUUACUUCUAAAUUCUUCGGUUAUCACUCCCAGACAAUUAUGAACAAGUUAGAUGUCAUAUGAAUCAAUAAAUUAGAUGUGUACUGUUAGGGAUUCGUGCCCAAUUGGCUCUCCAUAGUUUAACGAAAACUUUAAACCAGGGUAUAUCUAUAUGUACCAAUCUUUCUUUUACACAUUAAUAAAGAUGAGGAGUUAAUUUCCUUUUCAAAGUCAACUGUAAAUUGACACAAUAUUCUAUGCAAAAAAAUAAUGAUACAAAGAGAAAACGGGUAGAAAACUUUUAUAAUAUGCAAGUAUCACCAGUAAGCAUUCCAUUCCAAUGUCUACUCUCUACUUAAUCCAGAUAUCCUAGAAAAUUACAUUGGGGUUUCAUUUGGAUAUUUCAACCCCUCCCACAACUCAUUCCUUUUUUGUGGAGUUGAGCAUUCACUUUAUAUUUUGAGACUUUUGAAAGUAUCGUGUUUUGCACUAUUUUUGUUACUAGUUUUCAUUGGAUUACGUUUCCUUAAUCGCUCAGGUUUUCUUCAGAUGCUAUCUUUUAGGUUUCUGUGGAUAAUAUGAUUUAUAGCCAUUAUUUAAAAACUACUUAUUUGUCAUAUAUUGCAAGUUAAAGCAUAGUUACGUUUAUGUUAUGUUUAUUUAUUCAUUUCUUUAUUUAUCAUUAUGUUCUUUCUCAAAUAAUUACUAUUUAAUAUUAAGUAUAUUUCUACAGUAACUCAAAUGAUUUAUUUCUUAUUAGAGACAUAAAAGUUAUCCUUAAUCAUUUUGAUUUAUUUUAUUUGUGUUAUCAGUGUCUGCAUAUGUGAGAAUCAUAUAAGAUUAGAAAACAAAUAUAUUGAUGAGGAUAAAUAUUUAGGCAAAAAAUAAGAUUCCUUUCUUCAACUUAUCAACAUUUACCAUUAUUUUCGUCAACAGCCAUAAAUAGUGAUCAUGCACAUUAAGACAAUCUUUACUAUUCUACAGAUAUUUAAAGGGGAAUGAAACGUGGGGAACAAGUGUGCUCGUGUGGAAACAGAAAAAUCAAAGAAUAUGAUCAAAGACAGUUUGAGAAAAAUUGAACAAACAAU
Lytechinus variegatus (green sea urchin) is the source of this 7320-nucleotide messenger RNA. Its product is annotated as receptor-type tyrosine-protein phosphatase mu-like. The transcript is spliced from 31 exons. Gene Ontology annotation, biological process: protein dephosphorylation. The coding region runs from base 307 to 5055 and encodes 1582 amino acids. NCBI's taxonomy places the organism in Eukaryota, Metazoa, Echinodermata, Echinoidea, Temnopleuroida, Toxopneustidae. Gene Ontology annotation, molecular function: protein binding; protein tyrosine phosphatase activity. The record is from RefSeq and is a predicted model, not a curated record.